AUGGGCUGCCUGCUGGCGCUCACCGACGACCUCCUCGCGGACAUCCUCAUCCGCUUGCCGUCGCCGGCGGACCUCGCGCGCGCCUCCGCCUCCUGCGCCUCGCUCCGCCGCGUCGUCACCUCCCCGCGGUUCCUCCGCCGGGUCCGCUCCCUCCACGCCCCGCCCCCGCUCGGCGUCUUCGUCCCCGACGCCGCCGCCGGGUUCUUCCCCGCCCUCCCGCCCAACCCCGCGGCCCGCCCCGCCCGCGCGCUCGCCCUCGCCGCCGACUUCUCCUUCGCCUUCCUCCCGGCCCCCGCGCGCGCCUGGCUCGUCCGCGACCACCGCGACGGCCGCUUCCUCCUCGACCGCGCCGCGCCGGCCGGCUCCACGGCCUUCACCGAGGUCGCCGUCUGCGACCCGCUCUCCCGGCGCUGCCUCCUGCUCCCGCCCAUCCCCGACGCCCUCGCCGCCUCCGUGGACAACCCCUACCUCCAGCGCGGCGGCGACGACGGGGGGCUCCAGUCGCGCAGCAACGAGAUCUUCCUGGCCUCCCGCGGCAACGACGACCGCGGCGAGGAGCUGCCGCUCGCCGUCAUCUGGAUGGCCUGCUGCCGAGGGAAGCUGGUCGCGUUCUACUUCUGCUCUGGAUCUCGGGAAUGGAGCGCGCUUUCGCCGCCGGUGCACCACGCGCUGAGCAUGCGGAGGGUCAUGGGCGUCCGACUGGGGCAACGCAACCAUGCCCAUGGGUGCUUCUACUGGAUGAUAACUCUCACCCGGAGGUGGCUCGUGCUGGACGCCCGCAAAAUGGAGUUCUCCAUCCUCGACAUUUCUCCUGUCCUGGCAGGCCGCUCGAUGAUGUUCAGUAAUCAGAUCACCACUCUGGAGUCAGGGGAAGGCAGGACAACCGUUGUGGUUUCGGAUCUUUUUAGGGCGGAUAAAAGAUGUGUCCUCUACUUUUAUUCGUUCAUGCAUUUCAGUGACCGGUGGCAGCUGCAGAACAAGAUCACCUUGCCCGAGGAAUGGGGAGACCGGUUUCGAGGCAUCAUAGGUGCAUUUGAGGGCUGCUUAUACAUAAAACUAGAUCAUCCAAAGCAGAAUUUGGGAGAUCCUGUUGAGCAAAAUGUCACAUACUUUUGGUUCGAUCUCAAGACUAUGCAGGUUGGUAGGUUCACUGAGAUAAGUUCUGCUACUGUGAACGAAGCCUACCUUUACAUGGGGUUUCCCCCAUCACUGUCACUUCCUAGUGUUUGA
Molecule: messenger RNA, 1230 nt
Organism: Triticum turgidum subsp. durum (durum wheat)
Lineage: Eukaryota; Viridiplantae; Streptophyta; Magnoliopsida; Poales; Poaceae
Source: the annotation of a GenBank genome assembly